CCCCCAGGAGCACCGGCUGGAUGGUGUUGAGGCACUGGAGAAAUCAAAGAACAUGAUUCUCACAGUGCUUCUGGGCUUCUCCAGGUGAGAAAGAGCUCAGUGGAGAAGGAGAUGACGGCGUCGUCUACCCUGAUGCUGGGCUGGUAGGAGAACUGCAGCGGGUCCAUCAUGGUCUCACCAGGGGGCGGAGAUGGACGAGCACCAGGCGCUCCAACGUCUUCAUCAGAUCCUCCAUCACAGCAGUGAUCAAAUGACCGGGUCUGCUCUCCAGCCUGGUUCAGGUCCAGUUCCAUAGUGGGACAGACGGUCACAGCAGGACAGUGGAGGAACAUUCCCACCCUGAGUGUCUGCUCAUCAAAGUUCAGGGUGAGAAGUGAGAAACAAACGGAAGAGACAAAUCUUCAUUCCUUUGUUUUCCUACAGAUUUGAUGUGUUUGAAGGAUUCAAGAUUUUUGGGCAAGAGAAUAAAAAAUAUAAAAGAUGAGAAAAAAGAAAAUGAGCAGCAGAGACUUGUUACUAUAACUUCUAUAACCCCAAUAACUAUAACUUUUAUAACUUCUAUAACCCCAAUAACAAUUACUUCUAUAACCCUAUAACUUCUAUAACCCCAAUAACAAUAACUUAUAUAACCCUACAACUUCUAUAACCCCCAUAACAAUAACUUCUAUAACCCUAUAACUUCUAUAACCCCAAUAACUAUAACUUCUAUAACCCCAAUAACAAUAACUUCUAUAACCCUACAACUUCUAUAACCCCCAUAAAUUCUAUUACCCCAAUAACUAUAACUUCUAUAACCCCAAUUACAAUAACUUCUAUAACCCUACAACUUCUAUAACCCCCAUAAAUUCUAUAACCCCAAUAACUCUAUAACUUCUAUAACCCCAAUAAUAAUAACUUCUAUAAACCUAUAACUUCUAUAACCCCAACAACUUUAUAUCCCCAAUAACUCUAUAACUUCUAUAACUCCAAUAACUAUAACUUCUAUAACCCCGAUAACUAUAACUUCUAUAACUUCUAUAACCCCAAUAAUAAUAACUUCUAUAAACCUUUAACUUCUAUAACCCCCAUAACUUCUAUAGCCCCAAUAACUCUAUAACUUCUAUAACUCCAAUAACUAUUACUUCUAUAACCCUAUAACUUCUAUAACCCCCAUAACUUCUAUAACCCCAAUAACUCUAUAACUUCUAUAACUCCAAUAAUAAUAACUUCUAUAACCCUAUAACUUCUAUAACCCCAAUAACUCUAUAACUUCUAUAACUCCAAUAACUCUAUAAAUUCUAUAACCCCAAUAACUCUAUAACUUCUAUAACUCCAAUAACUCUAUAACUUCUAUAACUCCAAUAACUCUAUAACUUCUAUAACCCCAACAACUUUAUAUCCCCAAUAACUCUAUAACUUCUAUAACUCCAAUAACUAUAACUUCUAUAACCCCAAUAACUAUAACUUCUAUAACCCAAAUAAUAAUAACUUCUAUAUCCCUAUAACUUCUAUAACCCCCAUAACUUCUAUAACCCCAAUAACUCUAUGACUUCUAUAACUCCAAUAAUAAUAACUUCUAUAACCCUAUAACUUCUAUAACCCCAUAACUUCUAUAACCCCAAUAACUCUAUAACUUCUAUAACUCCAAUAACUCUAUAACUUCUAUAACUUCUAUAACUCCAAUAACUCUAUAACUUCUAUAUCCCCAAUAAAUAUAUAACUUCUAUAACCCCAAUAACUCUAUAACUUCUAUAACUCCAAUAACUCUAUAACUUCUAUAACCCCAACAACUUUAUAUCCCCAAUAACUCUAUAACUUCUAUAACUCCAAUAACUAUAACUUCUAUAACCCCAAUAACUAUAACUUCUAUAACCCAAAUAAUAAUAACUUCUAUAACCCUAUAACUUCUAUAACCCCCAUAACUUCUAUAACCCCAAUAACUCUAUGACUUCUAUAACUCCAAUAAUAAUAACUUCUAUAACCCUAUAACUUCUAUAACCCCCAUAACUUCUAUAACCCCAAUAACUCUAUAACUUCUAUAACUCCAAUAACUCUAUAACUUCUAUAACUUCUAUAACUCCAAUAACUCUAUAACUUCUAUAUCCCCAAUAAAUAUAUAACUUCUAUAACCCCAAUAACUCUAUAACUUCUAUAACCCAAUAACUCUAUAACCUAUAUAACCCCAAUAACCUCUAUAACUCUAGAACCUCUGUAACGUCUGUAUCUGUGCGUGUGAACGCGUCCUGCUCACUCUCUGAUCUGCUGCUUUGCAUCUCGACUCUGUUUAUUUGACUGAAUCAUUUUCAGUUUAAUUUCUCAAAUGACCCUGCUGAUUGUCAUUUUACACAAAUGUACGUUAAUGAAUGUUGGUCUCUACGUCGUCACGGUGACGAGGAGGAGGAGGGACGGACAGACUUAUAUGAGAGCGACAGUCCAGCAGACGGCGGGACAGCGACUUACUGAGCUUUGAGUCAUGAAGAGAAGAGGACUGAUCCUCCUGCUGCUCUCAGGUUGGAUGUUGAGGUGUCGUCUUCAGACCGACGGUGUCAUCAGGCGUUUUCACGCCGUCAACGAAAAGAUGAGCUGGACCGAGGCUCAGGGUCACUGCAGAGACCAGUUCACUGACCUCGCCACCAUCCAGGACCCAAGCAGCAACGCUGAGGCCCGGCAGGUGGCGCAGAGCGGGAAGUCCUGGAUCGGACUCUACAUCACCAACUGGAAGUGGUCUCAGCAGGACCAGGACCUAGACCGCCAUACCUGGUUCACCAGCUGGGCCGGGGGCGAGCCCAGACAGGGGAGCUGUGUGAGCACGUCUGCACAGGGAGACUGGUCCGUCAGACAGUGUGAAGAUCAGAACCUCGUCAGCUGCUACAGGGCUGACGUAGACGAUCACAUCCUGGAGAAGGAGGAGAUGAACUGGGCUGACGCUCGGACCUACUGCCGCUCUACGUACACGGACCUGAGCAGCAUCAGGAGUGAGGAGGACAACGACGCCAUCUCCUGGCAGCUGCAGAACAUCACUGGGGAGUACACCGACCCAACGGCCUGGAUCGGUUUGUACAGACAUUCCUGGCUGUGGUCGGACCGGAGCGGUGCCCCCUACAGGCAAUGGGCCAGUAAGCAGCCUGAUGUGAAAGAUAACAAGUGUGUGACGAUGGACGCAUCGUCAGCUGACUGGCACAGUAACGACUGCAAAGACAAUCACAACUUCCUGUGUUACACGGAUGUCAAACCUACAGUCCUGAGGAUGUUGAAGGUCCGUCUGACUGCGGGAUCUGCAGACUUGGAUGACCCGAAGCUGCAAGAGUCCGUCCUGCAGCAGCUGCAGCAGAAGCUGCAGGAGCAGCGGAUCAGUGCGGAGGUGAAGCUCAGGUGGGGGAGGCGGCCUGACGGCGAGGGGGAGGAGCCUCCUGCGGACUCUGAGGAGAAAGAAUUCUAUUUCUAGAUGAUGAUGAGUUUAUUGAUUCCUGUUUGGUUCUGAUCGAUCUACAGUGUGAUUGAACUGUUUCUCUCUCAUCUGCGUUUGUUCAGUAAAGACAAUUCUCCUGAAA
Molecule: messenger RNA, 3530 nt
Organism: Scophthalmus maximus (turbot)
Lineage: Eukaryota; Metazoa; Chordata; Actinopteri; Pleuronectiformes; Scophthalmidae
Product: macrophage mannose receptor 1-like
Exons: 7
Coding region: 2453-3424 (323 amino acids)
Source: RefSeq, a predicted model, not a curated record